AUGAACGCGACUAUGCAGUACGCCAAUACAAGGGUGUAACUUUUUCGCGUAUAUUAUUAGUUCGUUGGUGUGCCCUUCGAAUGUGCGCAGAAUUUCUUUGUUCAUGGAUAAUUUGGUAGUUUUAUUACGGGUGCAAUUUUUUAUAAUUUUAUUUGAUAUGUGUGAACUUUAAUUAUUGUAAUUUUUCUAUAUAAUAAUAAGGUUCAUUUUCAUGCAUGCACAACUUUUCUACUGUGUAUCGCAGAAAUGAAACACGACGAUUCAAGUUAUUCGAAAGGCGAUGAGAAAGGGAGAUCACGCACUGAAGAUCAUGAAAAGGCGGGUUUUUAUCCAAAAACUGAGGAAGAACGUCGACGACAACGUAGACGUGAAUGGAGCAUACAACAAGAACGACUACGACAACAUGAGAGGUUGAGAAGGAAGAAGAUUUUAGAAUUUGAAAUACGUUAUGCUCGUUCGAAAGGUUUACUUCAUCCCAGAGGAAGAUGUUUUCAUUAUAGUUGUAGCAAGAGUAAAAGCAAGUCUCCAGACAAUCAUCAUAGAAGAACUUCUGAACCAAAUGCGCCUAAAACAUCCAUAAUGUCUGAAAAAUUAGAACCAUCAGAUGGUACAAUACCUUUAUUUAAGGGCCCAGAAGUGGCUGGUGAACUUCGACGAGACAUUGUCAAUCCUGAAGAUGUAGUGCUCAAAAGAAGAGCGGGAGAGGGAUGCAAACCUAUAUUUGAAAGAGAAGAAAUAAAUGGUGGAGCAAAUACAACAGAAGAAAUUGUGGAACAUCGUACAAUUAUGACUGUAAAUAAUGAAAAUUUAGAGAACACAUCGAAAACGGCUAAAAAAUAUACAGGCUCUUCAAGCUCUGUAAGAAGUUCAAGUCACAGUCCUCGACGCAUAUCAUCUCGUCAUUCCAGGUGCACAGAUCAGAAACAUGGUAAUGGAGAAAGUUAUAGAACCGAUAGGAAAAGAGGUCGCAGUGAAGAUAGAAGUAGAAAGUACAGAGAAAGUUACAAGGAAAAGGGAAGACGACAACCUCACGACGUAAAAGAGCAACAUUUGCGAGAAAGAAAAAGUCGUCGUGAUUAUUCACGUUCGAGGGAGAGAGAUUUUCAUCACAGAUCGUUUAGUUAUGACAAAUCAUACGGAAAGUAUAGAGAAAGGCCAGGAGAGCGAUCUCGAGAUAGCUCUAGAGAACAUAGACUACCACCCGCACACUAUAUCGAGCCAAUUCCUGUUCCGAUUUAUUAUGGAAAUUUUCCUCCGAGACCAAUAAUGGUUGGACCCUUGGUUCCAAUUCGGGGACAGGUUCCUUUAGGUGGUAAUAGACAUCCUAUGAUGGGUCCAUUGAGACCAUUUCCACCAAGAUUUAUUUCUCCAGAUAUGUAUAGAUUGCGUGCACCCCCAAAUCCUAGAUUUGGUCCAAUAUAUUAAUGAAACGAUUUGUGGCAAAAUCACGACGAGUAAGAAACUAGGGGAAUUAUUUUAUGGUACAAUACGUAAACGUAUGGUACUUAACGCACUAAAUAUUAAUCGACAUUCUAGAAGAAUUCAAAAUUCUGAUGAAUAUUAUAAGGGG
Habropoda laboriosa is the source of this 1570-nucleotide messenger RNA. RefSeq names its product arginine/serine-rich protein PNISR-like. The transcript is spliced from 11 exons. Lineage: Eukaryota; Metazoa; Arthropoda; Insecta; Hymenoptera; Apidae. The record is from RefSeq and is a predicted model, not a curated record. Bases 247 to 1425 code for a protein of 392 amino acids.